Molecule: messenger RNA, 918 nt
Organism: Uncinocarpus reesii 1704
Lineage: Eukaryota; Fungi; Ascomycota; Eurotiomycetes; Onygenales; Onygenaceae
Exons: 2
Coding region: 1-918 (305 amino acids)
Molecular function (GO): catalytic activity
Source: RefSeq, a predicted model, not a curated record
AUGAGUCGUGGGCCGGAUGGCCCGUGGGCGACGUGCCCACCCCUGCACGGUCUUCGAGUGCUGGAAUUAAGCCGUGUAAUCGCCGCUCCCGUCGCGGGACGCACCCUGGCCGCCCUGGGCGCGGAUGUCUUGUGGCUCACAGCGCCGCAUCUCCCGGACCUACCCGCGCUCGACGUCGAUCUGAGUCGCGGCAAGAGGACGAUCCAGCUCGAUUUCCGCCGCGACCAGGACAAGGCGCGUCUUCUCGACCUCGUUCGCUCCGCCGACGUGCUGAUCCAGAGCUAUCGGCCAGGCAGCCUGGACGCAUACGGCCUUGGUCCGCGAGACCUGGCCGUCGUGAACCCGGGGCUUGUCUAUGCAAAUCUAUCCGCGUACGCCGAGGCUGACGGGGCGCUGCUGAAGAACGCGGACAAUGCCUGGGCCGGGUUUCGAGGGUUUGAUUCGCUGGUGCAGACUUGUUCGGGGAUGAAUGUUGCAGAGGCUGAGCGGUUUGGUGUCACUGAUGGUGCCGUCCCUGCGCGAGUGCUGCCGUGUCAGGCUCUCGACCAUGGCGCUGGGUACCUCCUCGCCACGGGUAUUCUGGCUGCGGUGUACCAUCGGGAUUGUGUCCCGGAUGGGUUUGGUGCGUACAGAGUCGAUGUCUCGCUGGCCGCGGUGAUGAAGUAUCUUCAGUCGCUUGGGCAGUAUGACGGUGCUUCCGGGUUCCAGGUGGAUCACCCGGUUCCAAAGAGCUAUCCGCUCCAGGAGGCGGAUGAGGAGAACGGCUGGGAUGAAAGCUUCUGGGAGACGCGGCCGUCUGAGUUUGGAGACCUGAGAGCGGUCAAGUAUCCGGGCGUGAUUGACGGCUGCGAUGUCGGCUGGGAUAAGAUGCCGAAGAAAUUGGGCAGUGAUGAAGCCAAAUGGUUGAAAGUUGGUUGA